CAAUAAAAAUAUAAAAUCUAGCUAAACCAUCAGAGAAGCAGCGAAAAUUCGAAAACUUUAAAGGAGGAGAAAAAAGAAGGGAGAAAAAUAUGGGUAUUUUAUCGGAUGACGUUGUGAUAAUCAGGCAGUCGGAAAAAGAAGGCGACCCGAGUGUUAUCACCAUCAAUUGUCCAGACAAAACUGGUCUUGGUUGUGACCUCUGUCGUAUCCUCCUCUUCUUUGGUCUCAACAUUGUCAGAGGAGAUGUAUCCACUGACGGUAAAUGGUGUUACCUGGUCUUUUGGGUGAUUGGGAAACCAAACACGAGAUGGAAUCUGUUGAAGAUGAGACUUGUAGAGGCAAGCCCUUCCUUUUCUUGGGCCUUUGGUAUCUCAAGAAGUUACCUCUCUGACUCUGAGUUACAGCCUCUCAAGCUUCCUGAUCUUUUCCUUCUGAAGCUAGCUUGUUCUGACCGCACAGGGCUUCUGUAUGAUGUCACAGAGGUUCUUUACAAGCUUGAGAUUAACAUUGAGAAAGUGAAGAUAUCGACUACCCCUGAUGGAAAAGUGAUGGACUUGUUCUUUGUCACAGACACUAGAGAGCUUUUAGGUACGGAGAAGAGGCGAGACGAAGUGUAUGAGUGCUUGAAAGAUGCCAUAGGAGAUUCAAUGAUGAGCUAUGACAUUGAACUUGUUGGCCCAGAAAUCACUGCUCGCUCGCCGGCUUCCUCGUCGGUUGCAGAAACAUUGUUCUCCUCGGAUGUGUUAGCCGAGCACUCAAGUGGGUUACACACUUCGAGCAGUGUGUCUAUUGCAGUUGACAACUCACUAAGCCCAGGUCACACCCUCAUUCAAAUCACUUGUCAAGAUCAUAAAGGCCUUCUUUAUGAUAUUAUGAGAACCUUCAAGGAUUUCAACAUUCAGAUCUCAUAUGGGCGUUUUACAAUCAAAAGAGUAAAGAACUGUGAGAUCGACUUGUUCAUUGUGCAAUCUGAUGGUCGGAAGAUCCUUGACUCAAGCAAGCAAGAUGCAUUGAUUUCUCGUUUAAGAGCAGAACUACAGCAACCUCUGAGAGUGGUAAUGAUGAACCGAGGUCCAGAUACUGAACUUUUAGUCACAAACCCUGUUGAGUUAUCAGGAAAAGGACGGCCACAAGUCUUCCACGACAUUGCACUUGCCCUAAAGAAGAUCAAUACCUGCAUCUUCUCGGCUGAAAUUGGAAGACACGUGACAGGAGACAGAGAAUGGGAGGUGUACAAAGUUUUUAUCAACGAAGAAGACAGCUUACCGGUUACGAGGAGCAAGAUAGAAGAACAAGUGUGGAAUACUUUGAUGGGUUGGGAGUGAAAGCUUGAGACUUCAGGACCAUUAGCUAACCUCAGACUCCUUUCAAGAGUAUGACUGUAAUGCCAAGGAGUAUGUAGAUAAAGAUGACAUGAGGAAAUUUAUCCGAUAAACCGGAUUUUCUCUAAUGAUGCAGUGUAUAAAAUAUAGUUUUGAGUGCUCGUUUUUUCUGAUGAAAGAGAGAUUGUAAGUAGUUAAGAAGAAUGUUGUAAAUGAGAGUGGUUUUGUAGAAAGAAACUCUAAGCUUUUUUGUUCUUGCAAGGGAAAUGGGUCUUUUGAGGAAAUCUUUUGUGUCUUCUUCUUUUCGGGUUAAAUGGGCCAAGUGUGAAGCCCAAUAGUGAGAGUGGCUAUUUCGUAAUACAAUACUUAAUGAGGGGUAAAAAGGCAGAAGGAGAAAC
This is a messenger RNA of Eutrema salsugineum, 1720 nucleotides long. Its product is annotated as ACT domain-containing protein ACR10. The coding region runs from base 90 to 1325 and encodes 411 amino acids. The record is from RefSeq and is a predicted model, not a curated record. Lineage: Eukaryota; Viridiplantae; Streptophyta; Magnoliopsida; Brassicales; Brassicaceae. The transcript is spliced from 6 exons.